ACUGGAUGUCUCCCGGUAGCCUCCCCCAGCAGGGCGGCGGAACCGGCAUAAAACAAUCACUGUAUGUUCGCCGUCUGAGCCGCUGAGCUGGGAAACACGAGACGAGUCGUGUAUUCAUGUUCCCGGGCGCGCCUGAAUAAAGCACGGAGGCGAAAGCGGUUCGUGUGGUUUGCGCACAGGAUCUUAGAGCGGAGAACAUGUGAGAGGGGAAUGGGAAACUGGAAACUGGAUUACAUUUUACAGAAAGACGCAGAAGGGGUUACGUUCAGGAUUUUGACAAGGCGCAGCGGCUCCGUUGAGUAGGGCAUCCCCUCGGCGGCCAGGGCGCGUUCAGCGGACACUGGGGGAAAGAAGGACUAAUAUACCAAAGAUGAACACAAUUGUGUUUAAUAAGUUAAGCAGCCAGGUUUUAUUCGAGGAGAAGGCGAAUGAGGUGGAAAGAAGCAGUCGAAAUUAUUUAGAGGUGAUAGAUGGACAGCAUCCGGACCUUCUCGCCAGCAGCCCAGUCAUCAAAGACAGCUCAGCCAUCCGGCACAGGAGACCCGGGUCUCGUCAGAACCCAGGAAAGGUACGGCACAAACGGCAAGCUCUGCAAGACAUGGCCAGGCCUUUGAAACAGUGGCUCUACAAACACCGGGACAAUCCGUACCCCACUAAAACAGAGAAAAUCCUUCUUGCACUUGGCUCACAAAUGACACUUGUGCAGGUGUCUAACUGGUUUGCCAAUGCUCGACGGCGGCUGAAGAACACAGUUCGGCAGCCUGAUCUGAGUUGGGCCCUUAGGAUCAAACUCUACAACAAAUACGUCCAGGGCAACGCGGAAAGACUUAGCGUCAGCAGCGAUGACUCCUGCUCUGAUGAUGGUGACCCAGCAGCACGGGCCCAGGUCGGGGAGUUCAGCAAGCCAAUGUACCAGAGCGUCAUCAAGAAGGAAGGUGGCGCUGUGGGUGCGGGUCUUCGAGCCGCUGCAGAUGCCUCAUUGGCUGAUGACUACGUGUCGCCACCUAAAUACAAGAGCAGUCUGUUGCACCGUUACCUUAACGACUCGCUCCGCCACGUAAUGGUGGCCAACGGUGUAAUGGACGCAAGGAGGAGGAACCACUCAGGCUCUUUCAGCUCUAAUGAGUAUGAUGAAGACCUGCUGUCACCGUCUUCUUCUGAGACAGAAGCCAACUUUAUCUACAGAACUGAGACUUUGGAGCACGGAUCAAAUAAAUCUGACAGAAGCAUGCAGAAGGAGAAGGGACAGAGGAAAGACGAGACAUACUGGAGGGAGAUCAACGCAGCCAUGGCCCUCACUAACCUGGCUCAACCCAAGGACACGGCCACCGCCGCCACCACCAGCUGCAUCAUCCAGAAAUCCUCACACAUAGCUGAAAUCAAGACUGUUAAAGUGCCUAUCCUGCACAAAUACUAAUGCGCAGAAGAUCCCGCUCUUCUCCUUUUGGAAUUCAGCUGUUUUGAAUAUUGUUUAUUACUUUGUGGUACUGAUAAUGAAAGAUUUUUUGGGGUUCCUUUGUUUUUAUUGUUAUUAUGAGUACGAUGAGGUGCCCUGAAAUGCAGCACUUGUUUAGUACACCGAUUUGUGCAUUUCAUUUGGUUUGCACAAGCUGUUUUUUUUUUUUUAAGUGUUGAUGAAUUCUCAGUAACGACAGUAUUUCUGAACGAGACACUUUUGCAAUGUUAACUUAUUUUGAUAGUAAUCAGAAGUUUGUAUUGUAUUGCGCCAAAGUGCCUUCAUGCAUCUCAAAGGAGAGAUUAGUGAGAAUGUACAGUUCCUGUCCUCUCUGAAUGAAAUAAAAGGGUUGAAACGA
This is a messenger RNA of Carassius gibelio (silver crucian carp), 1814 nucleotides long. It is a transcript of the gene mkxa, whose product is annotated as mohawk homeobox a. Gene Ontology annotation, molecular function: RNA polymerase II cis-regulatory region sequence-specific DNA binding; DNA-binding transcription factor activity, RNA polymerase II-specific. Gene Ontology annotation, cellular component: nucleus. The record is from RefSeq and is a predicted model, not a curated record. Gene Ontology annotation, biological process: cell development; muscle organ development; regulation of transcription by RNA polymerase II. Lineage: Eukaryota; Metazoa; Chordata; Actinopteri; Cypriniformes; Cyprinidae. Bases 371 to 1417 code for a protein of 348 amino acids. The transcript is spliced from 7 exons.